Molecule: messenger RNA, 1026 nt
Organism: Emiliania huxleyi CCMP1516
Lineage: Eukaryota; Haptophyta; Isochrysidales; Noelaerhabdaceae
Exons: 3
Coding region: 1-1026 (341 amino acids)
Biological process (GO): purine ribonucleoside salvage
Cellular component (GO): nucleus; cytosol
Molecular function (GO): adenosine kinase activity
Source: RefSeq, a predicted model, not a curated record
AUGGUGCAACAGAGCGCCGCAACGCCCGUCGACCUGGCGGUGGUCUGUGUUGCGAUGACUGAUCAGGUCGCUGAGGUGAGUACCUCGGUGCUCGCCUCGAUCGAGAAAAGGGACGGCCGUGGCGGGUGGGUGGCGCUCGAACCAGGGGACCAGACCUCCCCCCGUGAGCUCUCGACCGGCACGGCGCAAGGCCUACACGAGAAGCUGCGCGCCGGUGGAUGUUCAAUCAAAAUCUCGGCUGGCGGCUCCGGCGCCAACACCUUGCGAAUGUUCGCUUGGCUCAGCCACGCGAAUAGCUCCUGCUUCCUGUCGGCGGUGGGAACGGACGAGAGCGGCUCCAUAUUCCUCAACGUGCUGCGGGAGGAGGGAUUGGACUCUGUCCUGCCCGUUCGCACGGGUGCAACGGGAGGGGCGCACAUCCUCGUCCCGCCCAACGGAGACCGCAUCAUCGUCUUCGAUGACGACACGGCGCUAAAGAGGCUGGCAACCUCUGCUGACGAGGUGGGCGUUGCGUUCGGGCCUGUGCUUCGCCAGUCUAGGGUGGCCUACCUGACUGGCUGGCUCUGCGCGGUCAUGGGCGGCACCGCUCGCGUCGCCUUUGACCUCGCCGGGGCGAACACUGUCGUUGCCACCAACUUGAGUGCUGAGUUCCUGUGCAAGGGCUCACUCUUCACGGACGGCCUCCUCACGGUCCUCUCCGGCCGCGUCUCGGUCUGCUUUGGGAACGAGAGCGAGUUUGGCGCGCUGGCAGAUUCUUGCGGCUGCGACGAGCCGGCCACCACUGUCCAAACCUUCCCAGCGCGGCCGAUCGAGCCGCAGAGCAUCGUCGACACGACGGGCGCGGGCGACUCCUUCGCUGCGGGCUUUCUCGCCUCCCUCGUCAAGCAGCGGUGCCGGCGGAACUGCGAGGUGGACGUGAAGGCGUGCGCCGAGCUCGGGGCGACCGCCUCAUGGCACACCUUGCAACGGUCCGGCUUUGAUCUUGGGAGCGAUAAUCCGGCUGAGGAGCAUGUAAACCGUGAAUGA